AAAACAGUCAAAAUGUUUUCUCCUCGAAGUUUUUUAAAAAAAUUCAAAAGAAAUCACAAUAAAACUGAAAAUUUUGAAAACUCAAAUGAAAAAAUAAAUGAAGGAUCCAUUAACUAUGAUAAUGAUGAAAACACAAGAGCGGCCUUGGUGGAAAUUUUAAUUUAUGUAAUUUUUUUAGUGGCAAUAACAUUUGUCGCCAAUGCUGCUCAGCAUUUGCAUAUGUUCUAUUUCAAUCAAACUUUAGAAAGAUCAUUUCUAGAGAGAACUUUAGAAACCAAUUUGGGUACAGAAUUGAGUUUCAAUGAGCUGGUAACAACAGCUGAUUGGUGGUUAUAUAUGGAAAGAGUUUUCCUGGCCAAUUUACAUGGUCUCAGCUAUGAUUGGCAAAGCGAAGAUGAUGAAAAUGUAACGGAAAUUGAAACUAGAAAAAAUUAGUUGAAAUACAAGUUGGUCCAAGGAGUAGGCUGGUCGGAUCUCAAGAUAAUGGCUCCAAGUUCAAUAUGUUUGAAGUUACUAGUUUAUCACGCAUCUUCUUAAGAGACAAUAUUCUAUUAGGACCUCCUCGUUUAAGGCAAAUACGGGUUCAAGAAAAAUCUUGUGAAAUUCAUGAAGUUUUUCUAACAUAUUUUAAUAGUUGUUAUACGGGUUAUAGUAUAGAUAAGGAGGACAUUCAAGGAGUGUAUAUGAAUUCAACAUUUUAUACGAUGUCAGAAUUGCAAGUAAACGUAUUGUAUGGUAAAAUCAAAAAAUAUUAUGGAGCUGGUUAUUUGGUAAAUUUAAGUAAUGAUUUUGAGGAAAAUCAUAAAAUCUUAGAAAACUUAAAAACAAGCCAAUGGAUUGAUCGUGGUACACGAGUUAUGUUAAUGGAAUUUGUUUUAUUUAAUAUAAAUACAAAUAUUUUUAAUAACGUUAAAAUUAUAGCUGAAAUACCACCUGUUGGUGGAAUUGUUCCCUCACAUCAAUUUCAGGCCUUGAAAUUGCACACUCUUUGGACUGAGGGUGAUUGGUUUUUAUAUGUCAUGGGUGGUCUUUUCUAUAUUAUGGUUGUAUUUUAUACCAUUAAAGAAUUUAUACAAUUUUCGAAAAUGGGAGCGAAAUUAUAUUUUUCUUCGAUUUGGAAUUUUAUGGAUAUUCUAGUAUUGAUGUUUUCAUAUUUAUCUCUCAUCUAUAAUUUAAUACAUCCUUGGUAUAUAUCCGUUAUCAUUCAGAGGACCAAAGCUAAACCCCAUGAAUUUGUUAGUAUCGACUAUAUCUGCUAUUGGAAUCUACUCUAUAUCGAUAUGAUGGGUAUAUGUGUGUUUUUGGUGUGGAUUAAAAUUUUUAAAUAUAUAAGUUUCAAUAAAACCAUGUGGCAAUUUAGUACCACCUUGAAAAGGUGUGCCAAGGAUCUGUUUGGUUUUGCUGUUAUGUUUUUCAUUGUCUUCUUGGCUUAUGCUCAAUUGGGUCUAUUAAUUUUUGGUUCCAGCCAUCCGGAUUUUCGACGUUUUAGUGUAUCGGUUAUAACUUUAAUGCGCAUGUUUUUGGGUGACUUUGAGUAUCAGCUGAUAGAGGAGGCAAAUCAUGUUUUGGGACCCAUUUACUUUUUGACCUACGUUUUAUUUGUUUUCUUUAUUUUACUGAACAUGUUUCUGGCCAUUAUCAAUGAUACUUAUGGUGCGGUCAAAAGUGAAGUCUAUAAAGGUCACUCUGAUUUUGGUGCAUAUUUAUCGCGUUUAUUUCAAAAAUCUUAUAUGUGGUGUUUUCCACGAAAAAAUCUUCACGCUGAAAAAGAUGAAAUUGUUUCAUUAAAGGAUAGACAGGAAAUAUCUGAAAGUAUUGAUUCAUUAUAUCCAGCUUCUACGAAUGAAUUCACUACUCAACCCUCUUCACCCAGUCGCGUUAGAAAGCGUGCCAGUGAGGUUUUAAGAGAAUACUUUGAGGAGCUUUCGGAAAUUCAAUUGUCACCUAUAAUUUCCGAACACAAUGCAGAUUUUCAAGGUUUAAAUAAGCGUAUUACUUUAUUGGAAGAGGUCUUAGAACAAUUGAUUAAUAAUAUGGAUCGUAUUUUAAAUAAGAUUGAGUCAAAGCAAUUAAAGAAAAAAACUUAAACUCCAAACCCCAAAUUAUUGUUUGUUAAUAAUCG
This is a messenger RNA of Lucilia sericata (common green bottle fly), 2122 nucleotides long. It is a transcript of the gene Pkd2, whose product is annotated as polycystic kidney disease 2-like 1 protein. The transcript is spliced from 9 exons. Lineage: Eukaryota; Metazoa; Arthropoda; Insecta; Diptera; Calliphoridae. The record is from RefSeq and is a predicted model, not a curated record. Gene Ontology annotation, molecular function: calcium channel activity; calcium ion binding. Gene Ontology annotation, biological process: detection of mechanical stimulus. Bases 501 to 2087 code for a protein of 528 amino acids. Gene Ontology annotation, cellular component: membrane.